Molecule: messenger RNA, 904 nt
Organism: Hibiscus syriacus
Lineage: Eukaryota; Viridiplantae; Streptophyta; Magnoliopsida; Malvales; Malvaceae
Exons: 2
Coding region: 12-776 (254 amino acids)
Molecular function (GO): zinc ion binding
Source: RefSeq, a predicted model, not a curated record
GAAGAAAAAAAAUGAGGAAGUGUGAACUAUGCGGGGGGUUAGCUCGAAUGCACUGCGAAUCGGACCAAGCGAACUUGUGUUGGGACUGCGACGUCAAUGUUCACGGAGCCAAUUUCCUUAUAGCUAAGCACAUCCGAACCCUCCUCUGCCAUGUCUGUCAAAACCCUACUCCCUGGCUCGCCUCCGGUCAACACCUCAGCCCUGCUGUCUCCGUUUGCGAGUCUUGUGUCGCCAACAACGAUAAUACUUGCGAUGUUGCUACGGAGCCGGAAGAGUCAUCGGAGGCUGAUCACGAAGAAGAAGAGGAAGAUUAUGAUGACGAGGACGACGAAGAAGAAGAAGAUGCAGAGAAUCAGGUGGUUCCGUGGUCAGGAGAUGAUUCUUCUUUCACGAUGGCGAAGCCGGUGGCUAGCUCGGAUUCUUUGAGUAGUACUGAAGGCGGUGGCAGAGCCGGUUUUGAGUUGAGGAGGAUGAGAAGAAGUCGUAGUUUCUGCUCUGACGAUGAGAUUGCGUGCUCCUCAUCUCAUGUAGGCUCGAGAGGAUCAUCCAGUGGAGAAACAUCAUCAUCAAUGAGCUCAUCAAGACUACUGAAGCAACCAAGAUUAGCCGAAGCUAAUCAUUCAGCAAUUAAUCAAGAUGACGGUGAAACAGAGUCGAGAUCAACGGCUAUCAUCAGCUCUUUGAAAAAACUUCAAAAGCACAUGAUUAUCGAUGAUAAUGAUGCAUCGGCUACGAUCAUUGGGAUCUGCAGGUUGAGCAGAGAUCAGAGCCGUUAGAUUUCACCUUCCUCAAAUUCUCUUAUUAUAUCCUACCUACACCAUACAUUUCCUUUUAUUUUCUUUUCUGGAAAUGUUUUCAAUUUUCUUAACAUGAAAAAGCCAUUGUUGUCUUUUUUUAUUUUUAA